This is a messenger RNA of Megalops cyprinoides (Indo-Pacific tarpon), 1462 nucleotides long. RefSeq names its product transmembrane 7 superfamily member 2 (gene tm7sf2). The record is from RefSeq and is a predicted model, not a curated record. Bases 1 to 1350 code for a protein of 449 amino acids. Gene Ontology annotation, molecular function: oxidoreductase activity, acting on the CH-CH group of donors, NAD or NADP as acceptor. Gene Ontology annotation, biological process: sterol biosynthetic process. The transcript is spliced from 11 exons. NCBI's taxonomy places the organism in Eukaryota, Metazoa, Chordata, Actinopteri, Elopiformes, Megalopidae. Gene Ontology annotation, cellular component: endoplasmic reticulum membrane; nuclear inner membrane.
AUGGGAGGCUGCAUGUGGAUUGCAGCGGUGUGGUUUAAGAUGGCCAAAGAGAAGGACAGGACCAGGCAGCGUUCAGAGACAGACAUGAAGCUGGAUAAACGCAGACCGACGCACGCUGUUGAGAGGGAAUUCGGAGGGACUCUGGGUGCCUCCUGUAUCCCAGUGUUCCUGCCGCUAACCGUGCUCUACCUGCUCUGUGUGUGCCGUUCCCCGGGAGCCAGCCUGCUCCAGUGGCCCCCUCCCCUGCCCCCCACAGCCCAGCUAUGGCACCCUCUGGCCCCCACCUUGCUGCUGGGGUGGCUGGCCCUGCAGACUUUUCUCUACCUGCUACCUGUGGGAAAGGUGGCUGAAGGGAUGGUGCUAAGGGAUGGAUCCAGACUCAAGUACCCUAUCAAUGGGUUCCACUCAUUCUGUGCCACUGCUGUGCUGAUGGCACUGGCCCUGUGGAUGGGGAUGCCCCUUGGGUACCUGUUUGAGCUGCUGUUGCCCCUGGCCGUUUGCACAGUUGGGGUGUCAUUCCUGCUCUCCCUCUACCUCUACAUCCGCUCAUUCUGGGCUCCAAAUCAUGCCCUUUCUCUUGGGGGGAAUACAGGUAACCCUCUGUAUGAUUUCUUCAUGGGACGUGAACUGAACCCACGCAUCGGAAGCUUCGACCUCAAAUACUUCUGCGAGCUCCGACCAGGACUGAUGGGCUGGGUCGUUAUAAACCUGGCUAUGCUAAUGAACGAGGUGGAGCUGAGAGAAUCCCCCUCCCUUGCCAUGCUACUGGUCAAUGGCUUCCAGAUGCUUUAUGUGGUUGAUGCCUUGUGGAAUGAGGAGGCUGUGUUGACCACCAUGGAUAUAGUGCACGAUGGUUUCGGGUUCAUGCUGGCAUUUGGAGACCUUGCCUGGGUUCCAUUCACCUACAGCCUGCAGGCCAACUUCCUGGUGGUGCAUCCACAAUCACUGAGUGCUGCUGGAGCCGCUGCUAUCAUUGCAUUGAAUGGAGUUGGGUAUUAUAUAUUCCGUAGGUCCAAUUCCCAGAAGAACCAGUUCCGUCGGGACCCCACUCAUCCUAGUGUGGCAGGUUUGGAGACCAUUGCCACAGCCACAGGGAAACGGCUUUUAGUGUCAGGCUGGUGGGGGCUUGUCCGUCACCCUAAUUACCUGGGGGACUUGCUAAUGGCCACUGCCUGGUCACUACCCUGUGGGGUCACGCAUCUCGUGCCCUACUUCUACGUGAUUUACUUCACCGUCCUGCUGAUUCACCGGGAGGCUCGGGACGAGAGGCAGUGCAGGGCCAAAUACGGGCUGGCCUGGGACACCUACUGCCGCAGAGUUCCCUACAGGAUCAUCCCUUAUGUCUACUGAGCUUCGAAGGGCUCGCGCUGUUCUGCAAACACGGAACACAACCGCACUCCCUUUUCAUUCAAAAGGGAAACUCUAAGUACAUUUACCGAAUGCUGACUGGAUUCAAUCAAAG